AUGGCCACCAGCCGCUGGACCCUGUGGGGCACUGUGGCAGCCAUGCGCCAUGCAAGGGCAGAACCCCAGUCAUGCCCCACCAAGCAGAAGCUGGAACACAGGCACAUGUAUGACAACAAUGGAGGGACAUGUGUGGCUGUUGCUGGCAACGACUACUGCAUUGUGGCUUCAAGCACCCGCCUCUCCACUGGAUUCUCAAUCCUCUCCAGAGAUGUCUCCAUGGUUCUCAAACUGUCGGACAAGCUCAUGAUCCUGUCGCCGGGCUUCCAGGCUGACGCGAAGACACUGCACAAGGUGCUGCAGCAGCGCUACAUCCGCUACCAGUUUGACCACGGCCGGCCCAUGAGCGUGGCCGCUUGCGCGCAGCUGCUGGGCAACACCCUCUACUACAAGCGCUUCUUCCCCUACUACACCUUCAACAUCUGCGCCGGGCUCGACGAGGAGGGCAAGGGCGCUGUGUACUCGUAUGAUGCCAUUGGCUCGCAUGAGCGGUCGGGCUACGCAGUGCAGGGCUCCGGCAAGGACCUGAUCCAGCCUGUUCUGGACAACCAGCUCAAGGCUGCCAGCCCCCUCGUCCUGCCUCCAGAGAACUGGAUGAGCUCGCUGCCGCUGGACCAGGCAGUUGACCUUGUCAGAGAUGCGUUUGUCUCAGCUGGCGAGCGUGACAUCUACACGGGUGAUGCAGUGGAGAUCUACAUCAUGACCAUGGAGGGCACCAAGAGGGAAGUCCUCGAGCUGAAGAAGGAUUAAAAAGGCUGCUUGCUCUCUCAGCUUCAACUACCAAGCAUGCCAAGAUACGACACUGGGAUGAGGCCAUUUAAAAGUCACAGAAAGCAGCAGUGUGCCAAUACUGGCCAUGCUUACUCUCUGCGAUAGUACACUGUAAAGAGAAUCGAAGUUCUUACGGCUGCGCGCUGUAAUACAAGAGCCCAAUCUACCAAAAAAGGCUUACCUGGGUCUAAAAUCACUGUAUUGCGGGCACGCCAGAAUUCCUUUGCUUGCAUACGCCUGAUCAACGGUCAUAUCAAUGCAUCACAAGUCCUGCUCACGUCGUAAGAGCCUUCGAGGUCAAUGAGUAGGAAAUCAUUUGUUCAAUUUCAUAGUAAGCACGCCGCAUGAAAUGGUAAGGAUAUAUAUAUUCUUGACAUAACUCAGUCACCAGAAAAAAGGGUACUGACGGUACCAACAUCCAGUAAGUAGUCUUGCUGAACUCAUACUCUUAAACCAAUAUUUCAAACACCUCUGAUUGCGCCAGACACUGCACCUCUCUCGCCUCACAAUGGCUGGGGGUCCUGAACAAACCUCGCCAAAUCACUCUUGACCAGAGGCAGUUUGUGACAAUACAAUAGACAUGCCACAAGCGCGCAUGCAUCUUGGGCGACUCGCGGUGUACAGCGCCUAGCUUGCAGGAGGCACAUCGACCGGCAUGCUGUGCCAGGUGGUGAUCUUGGGGUCCCGGGGGUCGCUGGCCGGCUGCCAGCGCGUGUCGCAGCUGAUGCGCAUCUCAUCGCUGUCAUUUCUAGCCG
Molecule: messenger RNA, 1526 nt
Organism: Coccomyxa subellipsoidea C-169
Lineage: Eukaryota; Viridiplantae; Chlorophyta; Trebouxiophyceae; Coccomyxaceae
Product: N-terminal nucleophile aminohydrolase
Exons: 7
Coding region: 1-750 (249 amino acids)
Cellular component (GO): proteasome core complex
Source: RefSeq, a predicted model, not a curated record